UGUAGCUGUGCAUCGGAGCUUGGGCUGAGGCUCUGGGCUCAGCGGGGCGCGGGGGAGGCGCGAGGCGGAACUCAACAGCGCUGCCCAGCAGGUGGCGCUGUUGCCCCGUAAUGUCCCCCGGGAACGAGUCCGCGGCGGGCGUGUCCCUUUCCUUCGACCCGGCCUACCUCGGACGCAUGCGCGGUCACUGUUGGGGCGCUGCGGCGCGCGCGGGAAAGGCGAGCUCUGCCUGCCGCGGCCGGACCCGCCUCCCCUGCUCCGCGCGCGCCAGCCGCAGUUCUCCUCUGCUGAGUGCCUCAGUCUUCCUCUCUGUAGAAUAGCGGUGAUGUGCAAAGAUCGUUGAGACCUCUGGAAGACAGCUGCUAGAAAGAAUGAAGGUCAUCACUUGUGAAAUAGCAUGGCACAACAAAGAGCCGGUGUAUAGCUUAGACUUCCAACACGGAACAGAUGGGAAAAUCAAUCGACUGGCCUCCGCAGGAGUAGACACAGCUGUUCGUAUAUGGAAAGUGGAAAAAGGACCAGAUGGGAAAGCAAUUGUGGAAUUCUUGUCCAAUCUAGCUCGACAUACCAAAGCAGUGAAUGUUGUGCGUUUCUCUCCCAGUGGUGAGAUUUUAGCAUCAGGAGGAGAUGAUGCUGUGAUUUUAUUGUGGAAAUUGAAUGAUAACAAAGAACCAGAACCAAUAGCAUUUCAAGAUGAAGAUGAAGCUCAGCUGAACAAAGAGAAUUGGACAGUAAUUAAAACUUUAAGAGGCCACUUAGAAGAUGUGUAUGAUAUUUGCUGGACCCCUGAUGGAAACUGCAUGGCAUCUGCAUCAGUAGAUAACACAGCUAUAAUGUGGGAUGUCAAUAAAGGGCAAAAAGUUUCAAUUUUUAAUGAGCACAAGAGUUAUGUACAAGGAAUAACAUGGGAUCCUGUAGGCCAGUACAUUGCAACCCUUAGCUGUGAUAGGGUGCUGCGGGUGUACAGUACACAGACUAAGCGUGUAGCAUUCAAUGUUACCAAGAUGCCAUCAGGAGCUGAAGGCGAGGUGAGAAGCUAUCGGAUGUUUCAUGAUGACAGCAUGAAAUCAUUCUUCCGCAGGCUUAGUUUUACUCCUGACGGCUCUUUGCUUCUCACUCCAGCUGGCUGUGUUGAAUCAGGAGAGAAUGUAACCAACACUACAUAUGUUUUUUCGAGAAAAAAUCUUAAAAGGCCCAUAGCUCACCUGCCCUGUCCUGGAAAGGCAACUCUAGCUGUUCGCUGCUGUCCGGUCUACUUUGAGUUGAGACCAGCACGUAAGAAAGAUGAAGCUUCACAGACGUCAAUCCCUGCUCUAAUAAAUCUGCCCUAUCGGUUGGUGUUUGCUGUUGCUUCAGAAGAUUCUGUGCUUUUCUAUGAUACACAGCAGUCCUUUCCCUUUGGUUAUGUAUCCAACAUACAUUAUCAUACUCUGAGUGACAUUUCAUGGUCCAGCGAUGGAUCCUUUCUUGCUAUUUCUUCCACGGAUGGAUACUGCUCUUUUGUGACAUUUGAGGAGGAUGAGCUUGGAGUACCGUUGAAAGAGAAACCGGUGUUGUGUGUCACGACCGCUAGUGCAACAGAGAAGAAAAUGAAGAAGAGUCAGUCACAGAAGGUUGUCUCCCCAGUCCCCCGGCCAAUUGAUGGAACCCCUCCGAACAGGACCGUGGAUCCAAGUAAUCUCACUCUCCAGCCUAAAACACCAGCAGCAAUAAUAACCAACAAGGAUUCUCCCUCAACACCCGUUGGCAUCAAAAAUAUUCCGGCUUCAUCCUCAGACGAGAGGAAAACCAUGCAGCCAUCCAGCCAAAGUGCUAAAAUAAACCAACCCAGGAGGAUUACUCUAAAUGCUUUACACGGUUGGAGUAAGACGCCAAGGAGAAUAAACUUGAUUCCUCUGAAGACAGACACGUCAAACUCAACACACACAAAUCUAGUGUCCACACCUUCCUCCUCAGAAGCAAUUCAACAUGAGAUACCUUCUCCCUCUGAUGAUCCUGUGCACAAUCCCCCAGCAUCUAAACGUCCCAGAAUUGAUGAAACUCCUGUCUCUGUAUCUUCUGAAGACCAAACCAGCUGUAGUUCAAACAACUGAAGACCAAAAUUUCAAUAAACUCACUGUCUGGGGGCAAUGCAGCUAGACCAGAAAGUAAAUUCCCUUUCUGCAAGUGAUAGAGAGCCUCAACAGCUAAAUAGAGUAUUAAGGGGGUUUAACAUAAGGUGUUGUGAAGGAGGGUAUCUGCAGCAGAAAAGACUGAUUUUCUGCAAAAAUCCUGUUCUGGGGAAGUGAAAAUAGUUGGAACUUAACUGUGCUUGUAUCGUCCCUUGAACACUGCUUUCUAAACCAAGUAGUGUCAACUGCAUGAUAAAGCAUAGUGUUUGUAGGCAAUAUUGGUAUAGAAAUGUCUUGACAACCUAAGAGUCUCCUUCAUAAUCAUCUCAUUGAUAUUUUUAAAGUAUUAAGUCUUCCAGCAAGUCUGUCUUGCAGAAGAGUGGGAUUUUUAAGGAUUUGUCUGUCUUCAUAGUGUUUUAACGUGGCUAACAACUGUUUAACUGAGGCAAUUGACUUCUACGUUGCACAGUUAAGUUUAUCAGUUCACAAGAUAAUUAUGCACUCUGACUUUCAUUCCAUUUGGAUGUUUAAUGUUUAUGUGCUCCACACUUGAAAAUGCAGUGCAAUAUCAGUGGUAUAAUUGAAAUAAAAGUCACAAACUCAUAACUGCAAGGAAGUGAAAAAUAUUUUUGUUUAAAUGUUAUGGGCAUUCAACAAUAGAAACAGAUUCGUCUGUUCAUUCUCUGUAUUAAAAAAUUGCAGACAUGAGGUUUUCUGGGGACAGCAAAGGAUUGCGAUAUAUAUGUUGAAAUUACUGGUUUUCCCUGUUUUUCCAUAGUCCAAAACCUGCUCCCUUAGCAAAAAAUAAAUGCAUAAAACCAAUGUAUGUUAAGGUUUUAAUUUGUGUGUUUUUGCACUUAGUGCUCUUUGUGUACCUAACAUGAGACCUUAGGUUUGGAAACAGUGAAAUCAAAAUGGAACUAUUGUGAAACCUACUACACUUCAGAAUGUUCAGCCCUGGUGGUGAAGGUUGGAGAAGGAGCAAGGGAGUACUUUGUAACACGCCUUCCCUGUUUAAAAGAAAAUGUAAGAUAAUGCUUAAAUAAGUGAAGGACCCUUUUAAUUGACUUAAACUGCCACUUAAAACCCUUUUUCAGGUAAUCUCUUCUGAUUAAGCCUCUGCUUCCAACAUUUGAAGUGUUAAUGUACAUAGUUGGGAAAAAAAAAAAGUUCCAAAUUCAUAUUAAAGCUUUUUUCUACCUA
Chelonia mydas (Green sea turtle) is the source of this 3314-nucleotide messenger RNA. RefSeq names its product chromatin assembly factor 1 subunit B (gene CHAF1B). Gene Ontology annotation, molecular function: protein binding. Gene Ontology annotation, cellular component: CAF-1 complex; nucleus. The transcript is spliced from 15 exons. NCBI's taxonomy places the organism in Eukaryota, Metazoa, Chordata, Testudines, Cheloniidae. Bases 372 to 2093 code for a protein of 573 amino acids. The record is from RefSeq and is a predicted model, not a curated record. Gene Ontology annotation, biological process: DNA replication-dependent chromatin assembly; nucleosome assembly.